Molecule: messenger RNA, 831 nt
Organism: Pleurotus ostreatus (oyster mushroom)
Lineage: Eukaryota; Fungi; Basidiomycota; Agaricomycetes; Agaricales; Pleurotaceae
Exons: 7
Coding region: 1-831 (276 amino acids)
Molecular function (GO): oxidoreductase activity
Source: RefSeq, a predicted model, not a curated record
AUGUCCACAUCUGAGGCUGACAAUCUGUUCAAGGUCACCGGCAAAGUCGUACUAGUCACUGGCGGAAGCAGAGGUAUUGGUAAAAUGAUAGCUACUGGCUUUGUGAGGAACGGCGCCAAGGUUUAUAUUUCGUCUCGGUCCACGAACCAAUGUAACGCCACCGCUGCAGAAUUGGCAGCGAUAGGGCCGGGCGAAUGCAUAUCCGUCCCUGCAGACCUACAGAAGUUGGAGGAAGUUAAACGCCUUGUACAAGUCGUAGGAUCCCGGGAAGGCCGUUUACAUGUCCUGAUCAACAAUGCAGGUGCUGCCUGGGAAGAGCCCAUUGAUCAAUACUCGGACGCCGGAUUCUCUAAAGUAAUCAAUCUGAACCUUCAACGUGUCUUCACCUUGACCCAGAAGUGCUUGCCCCUCCUUCGAGCUGCUGCUGCAGAAAGUAUCCACGAUGAUAUUUGCACAGAUCCAGCGCGAAUAAUAAACAUUGGCUCUGUUGAAGGGCUAGGAGUGCCCAACCACGAGACAUAUGCUUACUCGGCGUCCAAGGCCGCCCUACACCACCUGAGCCGGAAUUUGGCAGGACGGCUGGGCUGGGAAGGUAUCGUUAGCAACACAAUAGCAUGUGGUCUUUUCGAAAGUAGAAUGACCGCGCAAACCUUGGCCGCUAAUAACGGAGAAGAAGUUUUGCGCAGUGUUCCCCUUCAGCGUAUCGGACGCCCCGAAGAUGUCGCCGGAACGGCACUAUACCUAGCUAGUCCUGCAAGUGCAUACGUGAAUGGUGCCACCAUCACCCUCGAUGGUGGAUAUUCCGUCUCUAUGACCUUGCACCGCCUGUGA